GACAGAAAUGUAGUUUUCUACAUGUUGCACUGGUACUUACUCGUGACAUUUGACAUAAUUUAACUAUUUUUAUUACAGCUGCAGAAUUUUAUGGAUUAUUUUGAAGAGACACUAACACUUGUGGUCUAUCACAGAGCAAAGACCUACUGUACUGUACUUUACUUUAUUGUUUUACAUGUUAGCGAUUUCAUAAUACCGCCUUCAGAUAUUUCGUGGCGCUUUUGUUUCUGCCACUUCCCGCGCGCGACCGUAGUAGCGCUAAAAGACAAACAAAAGACUAACUAAAUCUAACUUUUUUUUCUCAAUGGCGGUGUGACAACAAAUUUGCUUCCUCACCGUGUGCAGUAUUAACACUUGAUUUCUAGUUUGGAGGCUUGUUAUUUCUUGCAUUUGUGAAUUAAGUGAAAAUGAGUUCUAUUGGGACUGGUUAUGACUUGUCAGCAUCUCAGUUCUCUCCAGAUGGACGAGUGUUCCAAGUUGAGUACGCUCAGAAAGCAGUCGAGAAUAGUGGAACUGUCGUUGGUCUUCGAGGCAAGGAUGGAGUCGUGUUUGCCGUGGAGAAGCUGGUUACUUCGAAGCUGUAUGAACCUGGAGCAAACACAAGGAUAUUCAACAUCGAUAGACAUGUUGGAAUAUCUGUGGCGGGCCUGAUCUCUGACGCCCGGCAGAUCGUGGAGACGGCGAAGUCGGAGGCGUCCAACUACCGCGCCCAGUACGGGACGGACAUCCCGCUCAAGUACCUGAACGACCGAGUGUCGAUGUACAUGCACGCCUACACGCUGUACAGCGCUGUGCGGCCGUUCGGCUGCAGCAUCAUCCUCGGCUCGUACGAGGUGGACAAGCCGGUCAUGUUCAUGAUCGAUCCUUCCGGCGUGUCCUACGGUUACUAUGGCUGUGCAGUCGGCAAGGCGAAGCAGGCAGCGAAGACGGAAAUAGAAAAACUGAAGCUGCAAGACCUGUCGUGUCGAGAUUUGGUGAAAGAAGCGGCAAGAAUAAUCUACCUGGUGCACGACGAGCUGAAGGACAAGCAGUUUGAGCUGGAGCUGAGCUGGGUGGGCGCGGCCACGGACGGCCUCCACGAGCGGGUCCCCACGGCCGUGUACCAGGAGGCAGAGAAGUUCGCCAAGGCCGCCAUGGAGGACGACUCCGACUCGGACACCGAGGACAUGUGAGGUCCCGUCGACCGUCGACUCGAGGCUCUGCAGCUUUUUAAUCUAUCUCGCAUGUUAUCAUUGCUCUUUUACUACGAAUUAAAAAAAAUAAUUAAAUGGUCGCUGGAUGAGUGUUGUCACUGAACACAAAAAAAAACCAUUAGUCGUCAUCUCGUUGAGAUCUUACCAUCCAGCUAGGUGGGAUGCUGAUGCGGCAGCAAGAGAGUACGGGUUCAACUUGGAAUGAUUUUAGUUUGCGCCUGUUUGGUUAGAAAACAAUGCUGAAGGAGGGAAAAAGUUUAAACUCGUUUAAAUGGUUUGUUUAAAGUUGUGUUAACCAUGUCUGAAUUUAUAAUAAAAAUUUUUGAAGAGUGUA
Messenger RNA from Bacillus rossius redtenbacheri, 1527 nucleotides. RefSeq names its product proteasome subunit alpha type-3 (gene Prosalpha7). Gene Ontology annotation, biological process: ubiquitin-dependent protein catabolic process; proteasomal protein catabolic process. NCBI's taxonomy places the organism in Eukaryota, Metazoa, Arthropoda, Insecta, Phasmatodea, Bacillidae. The record is from RefSeq and is a predicted model, not a curated record. Bases 408 to 1172 code for a protein of 254 amino acids. The transcript is spliced from 6 exons. Gene Ontology annotation, cellular component: synapse; nucleus; proteasome core complex.